This is a messenger RNA of Zonotrichia leucophrys gambelii, 12572 nucleotides long. RefSeq names its product potassium voltage-gated channel subfamily Q member 2 (gene KCNQ2). NCBI's taxonomy places the organism in Eukaryota, Metazoa, Chordata, Aves, Passeriformes, Passerellidae. The transcript is spliced from 18 exons. Gene Ontology annotation, molecular function: voltage-gated potassium channel activity. Gene Ontology annotation, biological process: potassium ion transmembrane transport. The record is from RefSeq and is a predicted model, not a curated record. The coding region runs from base 16 to 2721 and encodes 901 amino acids. Gene Ontology annotation, cellular component: membrane; voltage-gated potassium channel complex.
CCCCCCGCCGCCACCAUGGUGCAGAAAUCCCGCAACGGAGGCGUCUACCCGGGGCCCGCCGCCGAGAAGAAGCUCAAGGUGGGCUUCGUGGGGCUGGACCCGGGCGCCCCGGACUCCAGCCGGGACGGAGCGCUGCUCAUCGCCGGCUCCGAGAGCUCCAAGCGGGGCAGCAUCCUCAGCAAGCCGCGCUCCGGGGUCUCGGGCAGCGGGAAGCCCCCCAAAAGGAAUGCUUUUUACCGCAAGCUGCAGAAUUUCCUCUACAAUGUGCUGGAGAGACCGCGGGGAUGGGCUUUCAUUUACCACGCAUACGUUUUUCUACUAGUGUUCUCCUGCCUGGUGCUGUCUGUCUUUUCCACCAUUGAUGAGUACCAGAACAGCUCAGAAGGGGCCCUUUACAUCCUGGAAAUUGUCACCAUCGUGGUGUUUGGGGUGGAGUACUUUGUGCGGAUCUGGGCCGCCGGAUGCUGCUGCCGCUACCGGGGCUGGAGAGGACGCUUGAAAUUUGCCCGCAAGCCUUUCUGUGUCAUUGACAUCAUGGUGCUGAUCGCAUCCAUCGCCGUGCUGGCAGCGGGCUCCCAGGGGAAUGUCUUUGCCACCUCGGCCCUCAGGAGUCUGAGGUUCCUGCAGAUCCUGCGCAUGAUCCGCAUGGACCGGCGCGGCGGCACCUGGAAGCUCCUGGGCUCCGUGGUCUACGCACACAGCAAGGAGCUGAUUACUGCCUGGUAUAUUGGCUUCCUGUGCCUCAUCCUGGCCUCUUUCCUGGUGUACUUGGCCGAGAAGGGAGAAAAUGAGCACUUUGAUACAUACGCAGAUGCACUUUGGUGGGGUCUGAUCACUCUCACCACCAUUGGCUAUGGGGACAAGUAUCCACAGACCUGGAAUGGGCGGCUGCUGGCGGCAACCUUCACACUCAUCGGUGUCUCCUUCUUCGCCCUUCCUGCUGGCAUCUUGGGUUCAGGAUUUGCUCUGAAGGUUCAAGAGCAGCAUCGACAAAAACACUUUGAGAAGAGGCGAAACCCAGCAGCGGGCCUGAUCCAGGCGGCUUGGAGAUUUUAUGCCACCAACCUGUCCCGGACAGAUCUGCACUCCACCUGGCAGUACUACGAACGCACCGUCACCGUCCCCAUGUACAGCACGCAAACGCAAACGUAUGGUGCCUCCAGACUCAUCCCUCCUCUGAACCAGCUGGAGCUCCUGAGGAACCUGAAGAGCAAGUCGGGACUGACAUUCAGGAAAGAGCAGCAGCCUGAACCAUCGCCAAGUAAAAGCAAACCGUGCAGAGAGUCACUAUGCGGAUGCUGCUCAGGAAACUCUAGUCAGAAGGUCAGUUUGAAAGAUCGUGUCUUCUCCAGUCCCCGCGGUGCUGGCACCAAAGGGAAAGGCUCUCCACAGGCUCAGGGCAUCAGGAGGUCCCCCAGUGCUGACCAGAGCAUCGAGGACAGCCCGAGCAAAGUGCCCAAGAGCUGGAGCUUCGGAGACCGCAGCCGAGCCCGGCAAGCGUUCCGCAUCAAGGGAGCGGCGUCGCGGCAGAACUCGGAAGAAGCAAGCCUCCCUGGAGAAGACAUUCCUGAUGAGAACAAAAGCUGCAACUGCGAGUUUGUGACAGAAGAUUUGACACCAGGGCUGAAAGUCAGCAUCAGGGCCGUGUGCAUUAUGAGGUUUCUGGUCUCCAAGCGCAAGUUUAAGGAGAGCCUUCGGCCCUACGACGUGAUGGACGUCAUCGAGCAGUACUCGGCUGGGCACCUGGACAUGCUCUCCCGGAUCAAAAACCUUCAGGCCAGGAUAGAUAUGAUUGUGGGUCCCCCACCCCCUUCAACUCCCCGGCAUAAGAAGUAUCCAACCAAAGGACCCAUGUAUUCUUCCAAAGAGUCUCCCCAAUACUCGCCUAGAGUUGACCAGAUUGUUGGGAGAGGAUCCUCCAUGACCGACAAGGAUCGGACCAAAGGGCCGGCAGAAGGGGAGCUGCCCGAAGACCCCAGCAUGAUGGGCAGGCUUGGAAAAGUUGAAAAACAGGUUCAGUCCAUGGAGAAGAAGCUGGACUUCCUGGUGAACAUCUACAUGCAGCGGAUGGGCAUCCCACCAACGGAGACAGAGGCUUACUUUGGGUCCAAAGAACCAGACCCGGCCCCUCCCUACCACAGCCCCGAAGACAGCCGGGAGCACAUCGACAAGAACGGCUGCAUCAUCAAGAUCAUCAGGUCCACCAGCUCCAUGGGUCAGAAGAACUUCUCCGCCCCACCAGCCCCGAGCAACGCCUGCCCGCCCUCCACGUCGUGCCAGCGGCAGAGCCACGGCUCCUCUCCCAUCGGGGACCCCGGCUCGCUGGUCCGGAUCCCGCCUCCACCCUCCCACGAGCGCUCCCUGUCCGCCUACAGCGGCGGGCACCGGGCGAGCAGCGCGGAGUACCUGAGGAACGAAGACAUUACAACCAAACACCACGAGAGUGCCAUGAGAGACAGCGACACGUCCAUCUCCAUCCCCUCGGUGGACCACGAGGAACUGGAGCGCUCUUUCAGCGGCUUUAGCAUCUCCCAGUCCAAAGAGAAUUUGGACAUCCUUAACAACGGUUGCUAUGCAGCCGUGGCCAAAAUCAGACCCUACAUUGCGGAAGGGGAGUCAGACACCGACUCUGACCUCUGCACGCCCUGUGGUCCCCCCCCGAGGUCGGCCACGGGCGAGGGACCCUUCAGUGACAUGGGCUGGUCAACCCCCCGGCAGUGAAGCCUCCCUGCAGCCGCCGCGCCGCGUCCCAGCGCUGGCAGCUGCCCGCUCCAGCUGCCCACGUGUCGAACUUCUCAAGGAGAUUGACAGCUAAGGUUUUCCUCUUUCUAGGACACCCUUAGCUGGCAGAUACUUUCUUGCAGCUUACUCUGGGGGGGACAAGCAGGUCCGAGCCUGCACUUGUGGAAGAGGUCACGGUGACAAGUGAACUGGAGCCGUGAAGUCCAGAUUUCUUUCAUACUCUCUUUCUAAGAUCAUUAGGUGAAACUUCCAUGGCGCAGAGUAGGCAAUUUGCAUUUCUUGGGAAUCUUCAGAAGCGCAGGGCAGGAAUAAAUCACCCAGCCAGGGCUUUUGUAGAUCAUUUUAACUGGUGGCUGACAAGUGUUAGGUGGGAAUUGAUAUGUCAUGGCAGGAGCUGAUCGCACCUUUAGGUGUUUUGGAGUCACAGACAGAAUACGUGUCUGUUCCUGGCUUAGGUUUCAGGGCAUGUGUAAUAGUGAGGGGUUGUUACUCCGUGGUUCCUCAUUAGCUGUCAGGAAGGUGACAUAAUUUCAAUAUAAUACAUGGAAAAUCCCUGGAGGAGAGGAAUGCUGGCUGGGAUAUUUCCACGAGCAGCAGACGUGGCCUUAAGUGGGACUUGCUGGGGUACUGCUCUGAACCACAGCAAUUUGGAAAUGAUCCCAUCUUGGGAAAAACUCAGAAAAUAUGAGCUUGAGUGCAAGAAGAGGGACAAUCCAGAGGGCAGAGAAAUGAGACAGAGAAGGAGGACGAGACACUAUGGGGAUGGAAUUUUAUAUUUUUAACCAUGUAUUAUAUUUAAUUAUCUCUCCUUCUGCUGACAAGGGACUUGGGGGUGUUUUGAAAGCAAAGAUGAAUGAAAGGCAACCUCUGGAGGGCUGCCAUGAUCCCAAGCCAGCAGAGCUGUUGGGGAGGCACAGCCACCAGGCUAAGGGAGAGGGUGGACAUGCAGGAUGCUGUGGUCCCUGCCUUGCUGUGAGUGAAGUGCUGAGCUCCAUCCUCUGGAAGCCCUGUUGGUCAGAGUGGGCACUUUUCUUACGGUUUGCAUCGUGCCUGAACACUUUAUUGCACACACUAAGCCCGUGAAAAUCUUUCCUUUCUUCUUCUGCCCUGAAGAAUUUCACCCCCCCAUUUUUGGGACAUCCUUUGGUUUGUUUGGAUCCCUCAAGCUGAGUUAAGAGGCUCUGCUUUCUUUCUUUCUUCAUGGUCUUUCAGAAGCCUCUUGCCCGUGCUUGCCUGCAAGUUGUGCCAAUCCCAGUCUGCUCCAUUUCGUUGUGGAAGCACUUCCUUUUGGAAAGGUCAUUCAUUACCAGGAACCUCAGCAGCUCCUUCAGCUGGGGGAAGGCAAGGGGAAAAGUGAUGCUCCAAGUUUCUUUUGGGACCAAAACAAAGCCACAAAGUGAUCCUUUAAAUGGAUAAGUUGGUAGGGGUUUUUAUUUGCAAGGACGUGGAUCAGGAGAAGUUUGGUUUGGGAUGUGUUUCCAGGGCUGGGACACCAUGGCUGGCACUGUGCCUCUGAGCCUUGCUGUGCAUCCACAGCCCAAAUCCCACGCGUGUUUUCUGCUGUGAUUUCAAGCCCUGUCUUUCCACAUUUUCCCUGUGUCAUAUCAAGAGCCUGUUAAGGCUAUUUAGGUGACAACUUCAUUUCUGUGUGGCCUUUGGGAGGUUGGACAUUGAUUUGCUUGGGGUGAAGGGAGACUCACAGCCUUUUCCUCUCCUCCUGUUUGCUUGACCAAACACAGCAACCAGGGGAGACCCAGGAUAAUUUUGGCCUUAGGGAAGAUGUGGGUGAAGUCUGACAACUUGCAGACAGGAAAUAAAACCAUUAUUUUGCUAGUGCCCAGGGCCAGCACACAGGUCUUAUCAUGGAAUGAGGAAGGGGGAAGUAUCUUCACAACUUUUCCUGCCAUUUUUCACCAUUCAGGAGGGGAAAACCUUGUUCUUAGGGAGAAACUGGGCUUCCAGCUAUGCUAGUUCCUUUCUUUCCCCUCUUGAACCAUGUUUUUGUUAACUUCUGCAGUUUUUCCCUCUCUGUUUGUGCUCCAAAACUCCUCCUGGCUCCAGAUUCCUUUGUGCAGAGUUAACGCAGCGAUGCCCUUGACUUCCACACAGUGACAACUUUAAAUGCCAAACGGCUGUAAAUUGUGCAGAUUUGCCUCUGGUGUAUUCCAAAAUGAGAUCCUUUCUGCUAGAACAAGAAGUGUCAGCAGGUCCUAAAUCAAAUGUGUGGCCUGGGCUUUCUACCCACCACAAGAAUGGAAAUUGCUUUUGGUGAGGCAAAAAUCGACAUUGUUCCAGCCAGCUGCUCACUGCAGAUUUUGUCCAAGUCAGAGAUAAAAAAGAUUUAUUCUCUUAUUUGUUUGCAAUUACUUUUCAAGGCCUGCUAGAAAUUUGGAACAGAGGCUGUGAUAUAGAGGCAGGAAUGCCAGAUGAGGAUGAGGAUGAGGAUGAGGAUGAGGAUGAGGAUGAGGAUGAGGAUGAGGAUGAUGCCAUGCAGUCCUAAUGCAGCACAGGUACAUGACUGGUCUUCGGUAAGAGAAUCACAGAAUCAUUCAUUCACAGAACCACAGAUUGGUUUGGGUGGAAAGGGAGCUUAAAGCUCAUCUUCAGGGGUUGCAUAGGAAAAUUUGAGUUUUUCCUCUUCACCUUCCUGCACUGGAAUCUAUAAAGAUCUUUUGACUUGUAUCUUGAAAAAUUGUUGGAUUUGUCCCAUAAUCAGUGAUUGCAAAAAACGAAUUUUAUACACUUUCACAUAGAAUUUUUCUUUGAAGGUAUGAGAAGUAUUUUUCUGUAGCGUCCUAUCAAAGAAAUUCUUACACACCUCCAUGCACAACCAUGCCAUAAAUCAUCAUUUCUCAUUCAUCCAGGUAAAACCCUAUGGAUUUUGGGGUUAAUUUACACUAGAAUUAGCUACAAAUAACACUCAUAAUUUCCAUGAAAUUAUUUAAGACUGCAUAAACAAUGACAGGUCCUGCUUGUUGCUUAUUGACAUAAAUAAUUUCAUUAUUCCCCUAAAUCACACUCCAAUACUCUGUGAAAAGUCUUCCCUUCUAACCACUCAGCUCCCCCAUGUCUGUACCACACAUUCCUGGUGGCAGCCUCCUGCAAGAACCACCAGACUGCAAGAAAAUAAAUCAGUUUUGGGAGCUGAUAAGGCAGUCCUGAUGACAAAGACCUUUAAAAGGCUGGGCAGGCAAACUUUGUUCCUCUGCUGAGCCUCUCUUGGGCUACUCUUUGCUUCCCUCUUCCUCCCAAAUCUUACUCUGUAUUUUUUGGAGGACAGAAACAAGUUCUAGGCAAUGCCAAGUAUGGACGGAUGAGUCCAGAGAGAGCUGAAGAUGUGAAAGCCAAAUUUCCAGCAGACCAUCCUGAACUGCUCCAUGGCUGCUCAUGGCCACACUGGGCUCUGUGCCCAAGCCUGGUUCCAGGUGUGUCUGUGCUGAAUGUGAAGCCAUGACCUUGGACCACAGCCUGAGCUCUGGUCUCCAAAACAUUUCUGUUUUGUUUUGGUUUUUUUUUUUUCCCAUAAUCUGGGUCUAGGUCUGGAAAGAAAUCCUGCAAUUGGCCCACCCAUGGGAUGGAGCAAUGCCUGGGGCUGGGACAUGAAGUUUUUUGGUCCUUCAGGUCCAAGUGUGAGCUGAGGUGGUCUGAGGAGUUCUCUGAACAGGAGAUGUGGCUGGAGAUGUUGCAAGGUGGCCUUUCAUAAUGUGACCCCAAGACAGAGGAACAGCCAUAAGUCAAAUUUCCCAAUAUUUGGGAAGGGACUUUAAUGUUACUCAAGUGCAGAUUUUGUAUGUGAAUUUCCUUGUUGACCCAUUUUCUUAACAACAAUUUUUAAAGCAAAAACUGUCAAGGAGCUUACCAAAACCAAACCUCUCACCCAGCUCAGAAAGCCAUUCUAUUUCUUUAGAAGACUAUGUGACAGAUCAGAUUUUCUAAAAUUUGCAUUUUGUUUCAAAUGCUGCUUAAGAGGUCCAAAUAAAUUUUGCAGGGUCAUUGCUAUUUAAGGAUAAAUAGGUAUAUUUUUACAUUUUUAUUGAUUUUUAAAAUUUUAAAUUAUGUGAAUUUUUAGAAAAAGUUUGUAUAAUCUACCUGAGAAGCCAGAGCAUCGCCUCAGAUACAAAUGCUCCCCUUACAGAUAAUUGCCCAAGAGAAAAGAGAAACACCUUCACUCAUACUUUUCCCAAGAGGAAGCCACUGGAAACCUUAUUUUCCUGAUAUUCUCAGACCACCAUGGUCCCAGCAACAUUAUUGUUAAGACUAAAAUUUAAGUAUUAAAAGAGAAACUGAAAUUCCUAAGGAAUUUACCCAAACUUGUCCCAUACAAAGACCUUUAGCAGUGAGUAUUUUAUUGGGAAUGUUAAAAAGCCCAGGAGCAGGAUAAGGAUUUCUGUUUCUCCAUCAUGUGAACGCUCAGGCUGAGUGAACCCUGAGCCUCCAAUUUUUUAAUCCCAACCCACAGCUGCACGUCCACAUCCUCUCCAUCCUCUCUCCAUCGCAGGUCAGCCUCUUCUGUUCCCAUCAGCUUCCUUUUCCUGAGCCCCAAACAAGGAAAUCAGAUACAAAAGCUCCUUCAGCUGCAGGUAGCAUUGAGGAGAAGGCUGUGGGGAGGGCUGAGGGCAGCAGCCCCUCCGAGCCCUGCAGGGUCACUGCUGCUCAGAGGUGUAAAAGCAAACCCUUGCUUUUAGCACACAAACACCCCGACUUUUCUGCCUCACGGAGCAGAACCUGCUCUGUGCAGGGGUGUGGGUUCACUGGUUUUUUUUAACAAUAACAAUAGGGUGGGUUUUUAAUAAUAAGGAUAAUAAUACUGCAUAGGAAUCUUCUUUAGUAUAUCUUAGUGUUUGAUGCCCCAGUGACACAAUACUGCUUGCCUUACCUUAGUGUCUAGUGGGAGAGGGGUCACACACACCUUUUGAUACACUAUUAAUCACGCUUGGAAUUUAGGUAGCAGCAGGAACCUUUUUAACUUAUGAAUGUGCUUUCUGGACUAUCUCACUGACUGUACUCUCAAUUUUUGCCUGCUACUGCAUGCAGCCUGAGAUGAGUAGACAGCAAUAUGCUCCAGCUGUAUCUGCACUCCCAGAUUGCUGUAGUACCUGACAAGGUAAACAUUGCCAAAAGCAUCACCCUGGGGAGAGGCUGUGCUCCCAGGGAGCCGCCUCGCAGGGUGCUGCGGUGCUUCUGUAGGUAACACUGAUAUACCAAGUGUCUUUCAUGCUGCAACUGGUCAUCACCCCAUCCCUCUGAUACAGCAUGCACAGACUCCAUUUCUACUGCUUGUGACUACGGGGUAAAAAAAACCAAACAUGUUUGUACCUGUGGUUCCUUCAAAUGUGUAAAUGGGGAGGAGAAAAUACGAGUUGUAUUGGCUGUGUGUCACAACCUCCUUUCCAUCUGGAUGCCUCUGAAAAGGAGCAUCCCAGAUAGCCCUUGCUGGGGGUUUGGAGGAGCAGGCAGUGCCAAGGAUGGAGGCCUGGUCUUCAUUUCAAAGAUGCCAUUUGAACCCACAUGUGUGGGAGCUGCCAUAUGUCUGAUUUAAUUCCCAUAGGAUCCUCUCACCUGCAUCCAGCCCUGGGGUGCUUUUGUGCCUGCAGCACAGCCCAAGGUGCAGGGGAGAAGGUGACUUCCAAACCUUGGAAACCACUCUUUGGGAAUUCCACCCACCCUUCCCUACAGCCUUGGUGGUCUCAGACACCCUGGAACUGUGCCAUAACCAUUCCUCAUGGAAGCAUCUCUCACUCUCCUUACAGAGUGGCACUGAGCUACAUUUUCAUCUCCAUGAACAUUUUGCCAGUGUUCUUCCCACUGCAAUACCAGGCUGCCAUGGGGCCUUCAGGGUUUGCCCAUCUUGCUGGUGUUUGCAGUCUCUUGUAUCUCUCGGCACUGCUGCCAUGACCGAGUUUGACCCCAUAUCCUCCCCUUCCCUGCCCAGACUAUUUACCAGGGAAGCUGUAAUGCCAGAACUCUGCUCUGAGACUUGGCCUGGCAUCACCAGGCAGCACCAGGUGCACCAGAGAACCUUUGUGUUUUGUUAGCAUGACAGUUUUGCUUUUUAUUGGCAAUUUAUUUGCUUCCUCAUUGAGCCACCGUGGCCUCAACACAUCCCUGGUUUGUUCUGCUGGAGCUUUUCCAUACAGGGAUGGGGUCUGUGCUGUCUCUCUGUGCCCUCUGAGGGUUUGUCCUCGUGGCUUUAGCUGAUUAAAGUGAAACAGGGAUGAGGUCUGGCUCAGGUUUUCUUGUCCAGGUGAACAUGUCUGAGCUCACAGGCUCUACCAGUGGAGAUGUUUUUGCUCCCUGAAGCCAGAGCUGUUUUCAAGACCCUUGUGCACUUUGGCAACCCACAGAUGUGGCUGUGCAUGCCAGGCUCCAUCUCGGUAAUGGGGAGAGCUGGAAAGCAGCUGGUCCAAGCUGUGCUGUUUCCAAAGCUGCCAAUGAACCUGGAAGCACUUUGCCCACUCCUAAUUCCUGUAAAUACAGCUGCAGGUGGAUUGUUCAAGCAGCAUCUGUUUGCCUGGUUCUGAGAAACCACAAGGCUUCCCAAAGCUCAGUGCCAAGCCAGGCUGGAUUUCACCUGCAGCUAUGCCUAUAAUUUCAGGGCAGGGUUAAUGAUUUCAGGUAGAAGCCAUGCCAGAGCCUCCAGUUCGGAUGGUUCUGACCCCAAAACAAGGCUGAAUGUCACGCUGCCAGCAAAGCCUCUGCUGGAAUUUCAGCUCCAUUUAACACUGAUGACUGUGGACGUGGAGAGAUGCUCUUUUCUUCCCACUCCACGCAAGAAAAGCUCAGCACAAGCCUUGCAAGCCACAAUGGGAAAAUACCUCUUUAUUUUAACAUGGGCACCUCCCUUUAAAGCAGAAGCAGCAUUUCACAGUAAUUGCUUAAACUUGACCAACACAGUGGCCAUGAUCCAGUGUUUUCCAUAUGCAGUGAUGCUCAUGAAGAGGAUUGAUCACAGGUGUGGAUGUGGUUCUUUAUUCUCUCCACAGACACCAUGUUCAGCCUUGCUGAGAACAUGAGGACAAGUCAAGGCUGGUGACAGGUCUCCUCUGUCCUGCCUGCUUAUCCAGCAUCUUCCCUGGAGCUGGAGUUUCCCCAUGCUCCUGUCAGCAGACACGAUGGAGACCUUUCUUUGUUGGUUACUCUUCCCUCCCUCCAAAACCCUAAAAUUUGACAUUUCUUCACUUUUUCUCAAAAAAUUCACGCACAGUGUAGAGUACCUGAGACUUUCAGAAACACCAAGGCAAAACAAGAUAUAGCUGAUAAAUGAGAGAGAUUUUGUUAUUUUAAAUCAAGAGCAGGUUUUAAACAUAGCUGCAGUUGCUGCGUGGUGUAUCAAAUGCUUUAGGAGAUUCAAGAAAUUAUUCUUAUAAAUGUUUUAUUCUUUUAUCAGUAAUUCAUAUAGGUGGGUGCCACUGUUCUUAUACAGCAACAACACUCCACACACUAAAACUAUAUUCCUGUUUCUCCAAUAUAGACACUGUAUUUAUGAAAUUUAUCUUGCUUGGUGUCACUUUGGCACAUUAUCCACAUGUACUGCACACAGAUUGCACAUUACAUGCCAUGUGCUGAUAGGUAUCUUUACAUGUAAUCAACCUAUGUGCAUUGAACAGACACCAAAGUGUCACCUGCCUGGUUUGUGAUGUGACUCAACAUAACUGGGAAAAGGGAAAAAAAUGAACAUCCUGUUUUGUUAAGAAAUUCACUGCAUUUGAAUGCUUCUUUAAACAGAUUUUAUCAGGAAGCUAAAAUACGAGAUUGCCUCUGUGAUGUUAAUUAAAAAAUACCUGAACAAAAUGAACACACACAGCCCAUAAAUACUUAACAGCUACUGUAUUCCUAUGUAUUCUUCAUUGCUAUUCAUCUGAAUUGUAAAUUCUGUACAGAUUGAAUGAAGCUCACAGUUUAUCUUUGUCAUAACCUGCAGGAUAAAAGGACAACACAACUUUGGCUGCAGAAACGUGUGCAUGUGGUUUGAGUACAUGCACCACGUGUGGCUGUGUGUGCAUGUGGGUAUGAACACGUGUGCACAUGUGUUCUUUAUCAAAGCAGACAAAGCUGCAUCUGAGAUGCACAAGGGGAAGAAAAGUUCUGUUUUGGAGGUGAGACAGUGGGUAAAAUAAAACCAAAUUACCUUUUCAAUAAUUUGUCUCGGUCAAAAAGGAAGAUUUGCAGAGGGGAUUGGUGUGUGACUGCCACCCCAAGGAGAAACCCCACUGCUGAAGGCAGCACAGCCCAUGCAGCAGAGCGAUGCAGUUCUUUGAGUGAUAAUUUCUUUUUUGGCUUCCUUCCAAACAAACAAAUAUGAGUGGCCACUGCCAACUUCAAGUCCAAAAAGCCCAUUCCUAAGAAGUGUGGCCAAGCAGUUGUCCUGUGCCUUUGGAGAUCCAAGGGCAAAGUCUUUUCGUGCUGUGCCAGGGUGUCCCACGGCAGCGGCGCUGGCUGAGGGCAGUGCCAGGGUCUCCCACAAACCUACUGCCCAGGCAGAGGAUCCCAGCGCCCCAUGGGUCUUACCUUUGCCUAUAUUUAAAAAGCCCUUAGGUAAGACAUUAUUAAGAAAAGAAACAUUAAAAGCCCAUCUUUGAUCUUAGAGUUAUGGAAGAAAGGACCAUGUUAUAACCAAUAAAUCUGAUUUUCCAAGCAGGUCAGCCCACAGAUUUCAAUAGCCCCUAUACAGAGAUUUCACCAGCCUCAGCAAAUGAAUCAUCCUCUAGGACUGAACUUUGCCAAUAUUUUCACAGAUACAAGAUUCAUAUUGGGUAGGGCUUACCCUUCAGUGUUUAAUCUAAAUAAACAAAGGCAUGAAGAGGAAACUUUUCUGGCUUAAUACUGCUGGAUGCCUUGAAUAAAUAGUAAUCAGAUUUUUGCAUUGGCCUGAAAUUCAUCUCUGGGUCCAAAGUUCUCAGCUGUAAGAGCUGCUUCAGCCCUGAACAGGUUACUGAGCAAAGAGUACAUCAUUUCUGGAGAGUGUUGCCGCUUCCCUGAGAUACCUUGACACUCCCAUGGUUUAUUACAGCACCUGGCUCAUUUGGCCUUACCUGGGCUAAAAAUGGUUGACGUUUUUGUCCUGACAGUGAGAACUGAGAGGUGAAUUUCCCAGCGAGAGGAGCGCGGGGCCACCCGCCUGCGAAUCCCGUGCGGGAAAAGCGCCGGGGCUGGGCUGAGCCGGCAAGUUUGGUUGUCCUUUAGAAAGCAAAGACAGCUGCUGCUUUGCUUCCUUUCAUUUGCUCUGUUGCCUUGGCUUUCUUGCACUUUCGUUUCAUCUCCAAAGAAUCUCUCAUAAUGCCUUUGGUACUUAUGUACAAUUUGAAAACAUUUUGUAUGUAUGGAAUGAGACACACUUUUCUCUUGUAAAAUAGCAAUCAGAUUUUCUUUUCUCUCUUUUUUUUUUCUUUUCUUUUUUUUUUCUGUUGGUGAAUGUGUAAUUUCCUCUGUACAUUUCAAUCAUGACUUUGUGCAAUGUACAUUUUAUAGGGACAGGUGCCAAGGGAAGGACCUGUGGUUUUUCUAAGGGACUGGCUAGAAGCUGACAGACAGUCAUACAUGGUUUUACAUGAGCACCGUGGAAAAGCAACAUAGCCCAGACUUUUACACUGAAGCACUGAGCGUGGGUCAGCUUGUACCUUCACAGGAAUGACUGUGGCAGCUGCAAAACUCUUUCUGUGUGGUGUGAAAACCAACAGCGACGGUUGCAACUGGAAGGGAAAUGGAGGAAAAUUAAAUAAUCACAAUCAUUAAUUUAAGCCUCGAAGCAUCAGAAUGGAAAAUUUGCAUUCAGUAAAAAUACCAGAGAUUUAACCUUCAUGAGAUGAAAUACACAUUUAUUUUUCUUUGCA